Drosophila mauritiana is the source of this 1546-nucleotide messenger RNA. Its product is annotated as facilitated trehalose transporter Tret1. The record is from RefSeq and is a predicted model, not a curated record. Gene Ontology annotation, biological process: carbohydrate transport; transmembrane transport. The transcript has 6 exons. Gene Ontology annotation, cellular component: membrane. The coding region runs from base 89 to 1492 and encodes 467 amino acids. Gene Ontology annotation, molecular function: sugar transmembrane transporter activity. NCBI's taxonomy places the organism in Eukaryota, Metazoa, Arthropoda, Insecta, Diptera, Drosophilidae.
CGGCCGGGUCCGGGUGAAAAUCAGCCUAAACGGAGGAGGACUCGUCGUGCUAUGAACCACCGAUAAUUUCAUUUAAAUAUCCCACAAAAUGAGUUCCGCCGGCGGUGACAAAUACCAAUACCUAGCUGCCAUUAGUGUAAACAUCAUUUCGAUUUCGUAUGGCGCUUUUUGCGGCUGGCCAUCGUCCAGUUUCCUGGAACUGUCUUCCGAGAAGAGUCCUUUGGACACGGGUCCGUUGACUCCAACGGACCAGGGAUGGGUGGCGUCGAAUAUAUGCCUGGGAGGACUGGUGGGCACCUUUCUGUUUACCUGGCUGGCGGACAGAAUCGGCAGGAAAUGGUGCCUCAUGUGGAUGGCGCUGCCCAAUUUGGUGGGCUGGGUGAUAAUACCGUUCGCGCGCAAACCAAUGCAUUUAAUUAUCGCUAGAUUUAUUGGCGGAGCCGCUGGCGGUGGCUGUUUCACCGUGAUUCCCAUUUAUAUAGCCGAGCUGGCUUCGGACAAUAUUCGCGGCAUUUUGGGCGUCUUUUUGGUGCUGACCUGCAAUUUCGGUCUCGUGCUGGCAUUCGUCCUUGGCUACUACUUCAACUAUGCCCAAGUAUCCUGGAUUGUGUCCUCGCUGUCCUUUGUGUUCGUCGGCUGCUUCUGGUUCAUGCCGGAGACACCGCAGCACCUGGCCAAGAUAAAUAAGCUUGAGGAGGCGGAGCACUCGCUGCGCUACUACCGCAACAUCAAGUCCAAUCCGGCCAAGGAACUCAGCGAAGAGCUGCAGCUGGAGCUGAAGAAGCUGAAUACCACCGAGAAGACCACUGCGGAUGGAGAUGAUGACGAGGACGCGGCCACCGGCGUGACUUGGUCCGACUUCGCUGAGGGCAAGACUCGAAAGGCAUUCCUAAUCGGACUCGGACUGAUAAGCUUCAAUCAGCUGUGCGGAUGCUUCGCCAUGCUGAACUAUACGGCCGUGAUUUUCGAGCAGGCGGGCUCCAGCCUGCCGCCCACGGUGGCUGCCAUCAUAGUAGGUGUCAUCCAGCUAAUGGGCACCUAUGCGUCCACCGUUUUGGUCGAGCGACUGGGCAGGAAGAUCCUGCUCCUGGUCUCGGCCGUGGGAAUCGGACUGGGCCAGAGUGCGAUGGGCACGUAUAGCUACUUCCAGAGUCUCGGACAACCAGUGGCAUCGUUCAGCUGGGUGCCCAUUGCCGGGUUCUCCUUCAUGCUGUUCCUGGCUGCGGUCGGACUGCUCUCUCUGCCAUUCCUGGUGGUAUCGGAGAUAAUGCCGCAGAAGAUUAGGAGCACUGCCAUUAUGAUUCUAAUGUCGAUCCUCUGGUUAAUUUCCACCUGCGCCGUAAAGUUGAUGCCCGCUUUCACUGAAACCCUAGGAAUGCACGGUACCGUCUUCAUGUUCGCCAGCUUAUCCUUCCUCGCAGCAAUUUUCAUCGCUAUUUUCGUGCCCGAAACCAAGGGCAAGUCAGUUGAUGCCAUCUUGGCCAGUCUCUAGUACCUAUGACUUAAAUUUAAACCAAUUGUUAUUGUUGUUAAUAAAUCCGCUAAG